CCCUAUCUCUGCAGCCGCCACCUUUUCUUGUGACUCAUCGUCGGCGACCUCACCGCCGGCGACGGGACACAGCAGGCCACGGCCUCCUUCCACAGCAUUCUUCUGUCGUCGAGAGGCGUCGCCCUCCCUCUUCGUCACCGAUCUCUGCUGUUACUGGGCUGGCGUCGAGUGGAAGAGAUCCAUCCGUGCUCCUCUCCGUGGAUCCGUUUCUGCUUUUGAUGGUCAACAUCAAGAUGGCUCCCUCGGGGAGGAAGAAGCAGCAAGUUGCAACCUUCAUCGUGCUAUGCAUCCUGUCAUCCAUUGGCGUCUGCAGAGCGCAAUUCAAGCCUGCUGACAACUACCUUGUUGACUGCGGGUCCUCCAAGAGCACGACGGUUGACAAGAGGACCUUCGCCGCUGAUGGCGCAUCUCCGGUGACAGUGUCCACCUCCAAGGACAUCCUUGCCGGCACCUCGGCAAAUGGGGUGGCCUCUUUUGAUAACCAGGCGCUCUACCAGACCGCCCGCAUCUUCACCGACCCGUCGUCCUACACUUUCCCGAUCCAGAAGCAGGGCCGGCAUUUCGUCAGGCUCUACUUCUUCCCCUUUAUCUACCAGAGUUAUGAUCUUUCACUUGCCAAAUUCACAGUGUCAACCCAAGAUGUGCUCCUGCUUAGUGAUUUCCAACAGCCAGACAAGACUGCACCGUUGUUCAAAGAGUACUCAUUGAACAUCGCCCGCGACAAGCUUGUUAUUUCCUUCAAACCGUCGAACGGAGUUGCAUUCAUCAAUGCAAUCGAAGUGGUCUCCGUCCCAGAUGAUCUCAUCAACGAUGAUGCCCAACUGGUCAACCCUGUGCAGCAGUACAGCGGUUUGCCUACACAACCACUGGAGACGGUUUAUCGGGUGAACAUGGGUGGUCCAAAGGUCACUCCAGACAAUGAUACCCUCUCGAGGACCUGGGUGCCUGAUCAGAGCUACCUAUUGAACCCAACUGUGACCAAAAAGGUUGCUUAUGGCAAGGAUGUCAACUAUAUGAAGGGUGGAGCAACUCAGCUGGCCGCCCCUGGUAUUGUCUACGGUACAGCUACAGAAUUGGCAGCAUCAAAUACUUCCAACGCGCUUUUCAACAUGACAUGGCAGUUUGAUGUGGAUGCCGGCUUCAGCUAUUUGAUAAGAUUUCACUUCUGUGAUAUAGUCAGCAAUGCACUGAACCAGCUCUACUUCAAUGUGUAUGUUGGGAGCUUCCUUGCGCAAAAUAAUCUUGAUCUCUCAGAAUUAUCUCAGAAUCAGUUAGCUACAGCUAUCUAUGUAGAUGUGGUUCUUUCAUCUAAUGAUGCAUCUAGCAAGCUCAGCAUCAGCAUUGGCCCAUCAACCUUGAAAAAUGUAUUACCUGACGGGAUUCUGAAUGGGCUCGAGAUUAUGAAGAUGAGCAGUGGAGGUUCUGCUUUUACUGUUGGGUCUGGCGGUGCAAACAAAAAUUUGGGUGUGAUUAUUGGUUCAGCCCUUGGAGCUUUUGGACUACUUAUAAUUGUCCUUGUUCUUGUGCUUCUUUGCCGGAGGAAAAGGACUCUGGAAAAGCAGCAUUCAAAGACUUGGAUGCCUUUCUCUAUCAACGGGCUCACCUCUCUCAGUACAGGAAGCAGAACUUCUUAUGGUACGACUCUUACAUCGGGGCUGAAUGGAAGCUACGGAUACCGUUUUGCCUUUAAUGUGCUCCAAGAAGCGACAAACAAUUUUGAUGAGAACUGGGUCAUUGGAGUUGGAGGUUUUGGUAAGGUCUACAAGGGAGUGUUGAGGGACGAGACAAAGGUUGCAGUGAAGCGUGGAAAUCCAAAAUCUCAGCAAGGUCUCAAUGAGUUUCGUACAGAGAUUGAACUUCUCUCACGGCUGCGCCACCGCCAUUUGGUGUCUCUGAUUGGGUACUGUGAUGAAAGGAAUGAAAUGAUCUUGGUUUAUGAAUAUAUGGAGAAAGGGACUCUCAAGAGCCAUCUCUAUGGCUCUGAUAACCCCUCACUCAAUUGGAAGCAGCGGUUGGAGGUUUGCAUUGGAGCAGCAAGGGGACUGCACUAUCUUCAUACUGGCUCAGCAAAGGCCAUUAUCCACCGUGAUGUCAAGUCUGCAAACAUCUUGCUUGAUGAGAACCUCCUCGCAAAGGUUGCUGACUUUGGGCUAUCGAAGACUGGGCCUGAGUUGGACCAAACUCAUGUCAGCACUGCAGUGAAGGGUAGCUUCGGUUAUCUUGAUCCUGAAUAUUUUCGGAGGCAACAGCUGACUGAGAAGUCAGAUGUCUACUCAUUUGGUGUUGUUUUGCUCGAGGUUCUUUGUGCAAGGCCGGUGAUUGACCCUACACUUCCAAGGGAGAUGGUGAACUUGGCAGAGUGGGGAAUGAAGUGGCAGAAGAGAGGAGAGCUGCAUCAAAUUGUCGAUCAGAGAGUUUCAAGCACGAUCAGACCAGAUUCUCUGAGGAAGUUUGGAGAAACAGUGGAGAAGUGCCUGGCAGAUUACGGUGUGGAGAGGCCAUCGAUGGGAGACGUCCUCUGGAACCUGGAGUACGUUCUGCAGCUUCAAGAUGCAGAUUCCACUAUCUCGGAUGUGAACAGCAUGAACCGUAUUGUCGAGCUCCCAUCCCAAGUUCAGAAUGUUGGCGCCCUUGAGAGCAUCAGUGUGACAAUGGCAGAAGCUGGAGCUUCAAAGGAGCCUGAUCAUGACCUCUCCGACGUGUCGAUGAGCCGGGUUUUCUCUCAGCUAAUCAAAGCUGAGGGAAGGUAAAGGUGCAUGACACAGCCUGUAGAGGAAGCCUUGAAAGUUGUCUUGUUGAAGUUUACUCGAGAGAUCAUGUGUAAUUGUAUUUUUCUUUUUUGUUCUCCAUUAUUUUACCGAACUACUUUUUCAAUUUGUUACAGUUUUAGCCUACGCGGCUACAUCUUAGUAGAUAGCCUGAUUCAACCGGUGAAGUGCUGGAUGUGUGAAGUACUGCAGUUUGUAAGCACCCCAGUCUGACAUUUUGUAUGCCGUCCUGUCCAUUUUGUACUCUUUUCAUGUACUGUCUGUACCUUUUGGCAGUUCAUGCACACGCUUACAA
Messenger RNA from Phragmites australis (common reed), 3063 nucleotides. RefSeq names its product receptor-like protein kinase HERK 1. Bases 219 to 2750 code for a protein of 843 amino acids. The transcript has 2 exons. Lineage: Eukaryota; Viridiplantae; Streptophyta; Magnoliopsida; Poales; Poaceae. The record is from RefSeq and is a predicted model, not a curated record. Gene Ontology annotation, biological process: protein autophosphorylation. Gene Ontology annotation, cellular component: plasmodesma; plasma membrane. Gene Ontology annotation, molecular function: transmembrane receptor protein tyrosine kinase activity; ATP binding.